Molecule: messenger RNA, 2320 nt
Organism: Chroicocephalus ridibundus (black-headed gull)
Lineage: Eukaryota; Metazoa; Chordata; Aves; Charadriiformes; Laridae
Gene: PROX2
Product: prospero homeobox 2
Exons: 5
Coding region: 1-2310 (769 amino acids)
Biological process (GO): regulation of transcription by RNA polymerase II
Cellular component (GO): nucleus
Molecular function (GO): RNA polymerase II cis-regulatory region sequence-specific DNA binding; DNA-binding transcription factor activity, RNA polymerase II-specific
Source: RefSeq, a predicted model, not a curated record
AUGAGCCUGGGGAGCGUCAGGGAAGGUGGCUGGACUCUGGCACUGGACCUGACCUCCUGGACGUCCAUCUGCAUAUUCAGAAGUCGUUCCCAGCCGGUUGGCUGCCUCCGGCCUCCCCACUCCCUCUUUAAAGGACCUGAGCGCAGCGGGAGGACGCGCCCGCGCUGCCUCUGCGGCAUCCCACGGCCCCCGGCCACCUGCCCUCGGGACGCUGCGCUCCCUGCGCCCCUGGAGCCAAGUCCAUCACUGGAAACAAUCCCAAACCAGCUGAGGGUCAGCCCUCUGGUGUCCAGGCAGGAGGAAGGGACAAUGGAUGGCAGCACCGCCUCUGAGCAGAACAGAGACCGUGCCACUUCAGGGCACAGCCAGGGGCUGAAGACAGAGCCCUGUUUCCAGACCAACUCUCUCUUGCCUUCCACCAGCACAUCCCUGAUAUCACAGCUCCUCAGUCACCCGAUGGUUGGCAGGAGCCUGGAUCCUUGCAUCCUUUUCCCUUCCUCCCAGGCAGUGGCCCUGCCUCAGGACUACGAGUGUGGUGCCUCUCCUGGAGAAGGAGCGCAAGCCCUGCCUUUCCCCAGAACCCGUGCCCCAGCUUCCGUGCCCUGUGCUGGUGACAGGGACCAGCUCUCCGACCAGCACCUACGGGACCAGCUCUCUGACCAGCACCUACGAGCCAAGCGGGCCAGAGUGGAGAGCAUCAUCCAAGGCAUGAGUCUCCCACCAACCCCACCGGCAUUUGGCACCAGCCUGGAGGCAGCCUUUGGUCAUGAGAGGGAGAGAGGUGGUGAGAUGCCCCGGGAGAGCAAGAGGAAGCCAAGGGUGCCCCAGCAGGGUGCAGGGGCAGCUGGGCGAGUGGCCCCCAUGGUGGGCAGCCCUCAUGCUGAGGGCUGCCAGCAGCUGAAGGAGCAGCUCUGCUUUUUAGAGCAGCAGCUCAGGUGGCUUCAGGAGAAGUUCUCCCAGGUCUGUGACUCUGGGGAUGCUGCCCAAAGCCAGGAAGGUGCUGAGAAAGUGCAUCCACUGCCUGGGAAGCCUGGAGACAGACCGGACAAGAACAGUGCCACUGCCACCAGUGACCUGUGCAAAGCACCUCUCUGGAGGAGUGUCCUGGAGGUGCACGGGCCAGAGGAGGACGAGGACAGAGGCGACAUAGGUGGCUUGCCCUCAGCAGCGAGGGUCCUCUCGCAGGCGCUGAAGCAUGAGCUGGCCGGGGUGACAUCCCGGGUGGUGGACUCUGUCCUGAAGACCAUCUGGCCAAAGGCAGCCAGCCACCUUCUGCAGCAGCACCGCAGCCUCCCGGUGCCGGGGCCAGGUGCCAGGAGGGAGUAUUUUGCUGCUGGGAAAUGCAGAAAGCCACUUGCUAAGCCAUCUCCCGUGAGUGCAUCGGGCUCGCUGAGCUCACCCCAGGCUGCAGCCCUGACAGGAACUUCAGGGAAGAGCUCGGGCUCUCAUGCUGGCUCCUUCAGUUCAAAGGGGGGCAGAAAACCCUGUCACGUACCCAACAUGGGUUAUCCUCCGGGCUUGGCCACCCCUGUCCAGGACAGCCAGCUCCUGAGCCAGCUGCUGGGCCACGGCCAGCAUGGCCCCUGGGGCAACAGCUCUUGCGGGAGCCCCCCUGCUCCAGAUAGGGGUCCUCCAGAAUCCCUCAACUUGCACUGGGGAACCGUCAAACUGCGGUCGUCAGUCGUGAGACAGCCGCAGCAGCAACAUCCCCUGCCCCUGAGCCCUGCCGAUGUGGAGAGCCUGGCGCUGCUGCCAGCUGGCAGGGAUGGCCACAGGGAGCUGCAGGCUGCGAUGGACGGGGCACCCUUUGCCUCCAUCCAUAUUCAGGAGGCGCUGACCCCCGGCCACCUUAAGAAGGCCAAGCUGAUGUUUUUCUUCACCCGCUACCCCAGCUCCACUCUGCUGAAAACCUACUUCCUCGACGUGCAGUUCAGCCGCUGCAUCACCUCCCAGCUCAUCAAAUGGUUCAGCAACUUCCGUGAGUUUUACUACAUCCAGGUGGAGAAGUUUGCCCGGCAGGCUCUGCUGGAGGGUGUCGUGGAUGCCGGUGCCCUUCGGGUCUCCCGGGACUCGGAGCUCUUCCGUGCCCUCAACACGCACUAUAACAAGGGAAACGACUUUGAGGUGCCGGGGCGGUUCCUGGAGGUGGCCAGCCUGACGCUGCGGGAGUUCUUCAGCGCCGUCAGGGCGGGCAAGGACGCCGACCCUUCCUGGAAGAAACCCAUUUACAAAAUCAUUUCCAAACUGGACAGUGACAUUCCGGAAGGGUUCAAAGCCACCAGCUGCUCCCAGGAACUGCUCCGCAGCUGAGUCUCCACGA